Messenger RNA from Fusarium falciforme, 1740 nucleotides. RefSeq lists its product as hypothetical. Bases 1 to 1740 code for a protein of 579 amino acids. The transcript is spliced from 3 exons. The record is from RefSeq and is a predicted model, not a curated record. Lineage: Eukaryota; Fungi; Ascomycota; Sordariomycetes; Hypocreales; Nectriaceae.
AUGCCCGUACUCGACACGCAGGGCACCGCCCAUCCCUCUCCCCCCCUUGAUGGCAGUUUCGAUUUCUACGCUGGACCUAACCUCUUGGACUUCGUUGAAUUCAGCGAUGACAAGCAGUGGGUGAUGAAGGAUGCCAAGGACAGAUUGAAGGUGCUUGCUGCCUUGUGCGAGGUCUACCUCCACGUUACCACCGUCCAGCCCGCAGAUUUCGCUGGUCUUCCAUCUGAGAGCCUGCUCACUUUGAAUGAGCUAAUGAAUGACAUCGUCCACGAUGUCCACGAGCUCGGCAAGUCGAACAACCUCGCGGCUCUUGAUUUGAUCGAGAUGUCCCGCUCCCAUGCUUCUGAUGAAUUUAAGGAGUUGGUUGAAGACAAGAUCCGAGACCUUGAGAUCCAGCGCGAUGUCAUCAAGGGAAAGGUCGACAUGAUCCACGGCCUUCGCGAAUUCCAACUCGACGAGGAAGAAGAGUUCGAGGUCGUCGCUGAGCCUGUGGCGGUCCCCCGUGUGCCCAAGGGUGACUACGAAUGGACCCAGGCGAUCAUCAACAACAAAGGCCCAAUGAUCAUUCUAAACAACCUCCCUACCCGCAUCACAUACGCGCAGGUAAUGGAAGGUGUCACUGGUCUAGGCGGUAUCAGCAGUGUUCUCGUCAAGCCGGAGCCAGCAGGGUCUCGAAAGGGCGCGUACUGUGCCGCUCUACACUUCAACAACAACAAGGCCGCCAACGCCUACAUCGACUUCUUCAAGGAGAAGCCUCUCUUCUUUGUAGAUCAAGAGGGCGAUGUCCACAAGGCUCGCAUGCUGCACUUCCAGACAGCGGCUCCAUCGGACCAUGAUCCUCAGAGCUCUGUCUCCGGACGAUGCCUGGAUUUCAACAACUUCCCUGCCACGGCCGUCUGGGCCGCCAUCAAGAAGAUCGGCAUCUCGCAUAUCGUCCGGGUAACGUUCAACCCUGACGCCUCCAGUGAUGUUGGCGAGCUCUCAGUGGAGAUGACCGAUGCAGUCAGGGCGUCGUACGUCCGCGAUAUGUCGCUUGGAGAAUUGCCCAUCCCCGGCUUUUCAGGCCGUGCAGAGGAUAUUUCUGACGGACUCUGUGAGUCCGACUAUCCCCCUUCUCAUAUCCAGAACCGCUACGCCAAUGUCAUACCCUACGUGGCGCAAAACCACCUUGAUAAGUGGAACCAGGCUCCCUACAACACUUGGGAGCCUCCCCGACCCCUCCAACCCGAGUCGUACGUCCGCAUGAUCUACCAGGCCACCCUUCCCAGGAUCCCUGAGGAAGAGGUGAGACUUCGCCCCGAGAUGACGCUGGGUAGCCGCACCUACACCUGUGAGGACGGAUGUGUCUACAAACUGUCCACGGGAUACCCAUCCUCCCAGAUAGAAGUCCGAGGACAGGAACUCAAGGUUCUCCAAGCUUUGACCCUAGGCAAGAAUGAGUGGGCCGACUUCUGGAGAGAGCUUGCGCUGCAACAGCAGGUCCUCAACCCAGAUACCUACGCUCACAUGGUUGAGCAUCGUCGCCUGAUGGCGGAAGGCCAGAUCACCUGCCCUACUGACUGCUACGAGUGUGGCCCAAGCCUUCAAGACUCGCCCACUCCCCUUCGCGCCCAGAUGUACACCCAGACUAGCGAUGAGGGUUUCAUGCACGGGGCCUGGCUCCACGGCGAUGAUGUGCAGAUACGGCUCUCUAUUCCUCCAAUGACUCCCCAGAUGGGCCAGAUCCUUCGAUACGAAUAA